AUGAAGCACGCGACGUGGCUGCUUUUUGCGUUUACCCUGCUUCUCGUCCAGAGGACCCACGUUAGCCGCGCUCAGAGGACCCAUGCGAAACAGGGUCUCAAUCGUGAAAAUCCAACCGUUAAGAUACCGGGUCAGGGAACCGUCCUCGGCAAAGAGAUAGCUGUCAACUCGGUAAGACUAACGCAGUAUCUCGGUAUCCCUUACGCACAACCUCCGCUUGGCGAUCUUCGUUUCAUGCGACCAGUGACAGAGCCUCUUCCUUCUUGGACCGAUGUGAAAAAUGCAACGCAGUUUGCGCCAUCCUGUCCGCAGGCUACGGGUCAACUUAAAUUGCACGAGAAGCUCUUUAUGCAAUUGUUAUCGGACAUACCAGAUCCGGGAUUCGACGAGAAUUGUCUUUUCUUGAACAUCUUCGUCCCAAGCGAAGGAAACCGUCAGAACGACCAAUGGCCAGUGAUGGUUUGGUUCCAUGGUGGCGAUUUCAACACUGGAACUCCAGCAAUCUGGGACGCCUCUGUAUUCGCUUCCAAGCAAAAGGUGCUAGUGGUGACGGUGGCGUAUCGAUUAAACAUCCUCGGAUUCUUCACGACGACGGACUCCGAGGCGUCCGGUAAUUAUGGCAUGUUCGAUCAAAUCGCCGCCCUUGACUGGAUAAAGCGAAACAUCAAAUCCUUCAACGGCUCGCCCAGUAAUAUUGUCAUCUUUGGCCACAAUUCCGGUGCCAUAAGUGUAGGACUGCACAUGCUGAGUCCUCUCAGUAACGGGAAAUUCCAUAAGGCGAUUGCUAUGAGCGGGGAUGCCAUCAGUUCUGUUGGCACGCUAGAAAGAGAGAAGCCGAUCGUCGACAUUAUAACUAAUAAAUUCGGUUGCGAUCGACGACCGACCAGCAAGCUGAUGGAAUGCCUGCGCCGACUAUCAGCCGAUUUCUUAAUCAAGCACUCAUCUGACAUCGAGAGCUGGGGCCCGAUCGUCGACGCAGAAAUCAUCAACGAGACAGACCCAUUUCUUACGCAACAUCCGAGAGACAUCUUGGAAAAUGGUAACUUCAAUGCGGUGCCGCUAAUGGUCGGCUACACGAAUAACGAGCAAGUUUUGGCGUACAUGGAGGUCAUCGGUGAUAAGAAUCCAGAGGGUGGACUUUCUUCGGAGAGCUUCGAGACGAUGAUCACAGACGAGUUCACAGCGGCAGUGGAGAUCUCAGAUGACAACAGCACGUGUGAGUCGAAGCCAGAGAUGGUGGCAAACGCGGUGUUAUUCUUCUACAAACCAUAUCCAACCACGACAAACAUGACGGUGUUCCGCGACAGAUAUUUGGACCUGCAAACGGAAAAGAAUUUCGCGGCUGGCCUGACACAAUUAGCCGAUAAAGUGGCGAAGCAAAAAUCGACGGCUUUCGUAUAUCGGUUCGACUAUCGUCCCAAGACGCAACCGGUCGCGAAGGACGUGCCGGAAUGGGCCGGUGUACCGCACAUGUUCGAGCUCCCAUUCGUUUGGGGUUUACCGCAUAUGAUGGGCGUCGGUGCGACGCAAUGGAACUUCAACGACAAAAGGAUGUCCGAGUCGAUGAUGACGAUGCUGGCGACGUUCGCCAAAACCGGGGAUCCUUCCUUCGUGGAGAGGACAGUAUCGGUCAAGUGGGAGCCCUAUACACAGGAUAAUCCGAGAAUUCUGAUCAUCGAUAAAAAUAUCGAGAUGAACGAGCCGGGCGCAGUGGAUUACAAGGCGCUCGCAUUCUGGAAUGAAUAUUAUCCGCAGAUCAUGAUGGAGGCGACGAACAAUUGUUGCAACGUUACAAGCACGGCGACGACAUGGAGGAUAUUCUCUCAUAGCGUGUGUCUCAGCGGCGUGAUGGCUACGGUGGCGUUUCAUCGCUUUGGGUUCUAGCUACGAUCACAGCGUGAAAUAUUAAAUACUGAAUUUAAAAAAAAAACGUGUUAUUGCGCUCGCUGUUGUAUAUUUUUAAUAGACCAAUAACGAAAGAAAAUGAGACGGCGUUGUCGGAUUUUGCAAUUUUAUAACAAGAUCUCUUCCCACUCUACUUUUUAGAAGCAAACGCAGUAACAGUCUUGUUAUACUCUUGUAGAAUACAUAUCUCGCGAAAUUCGCAUCUUCUUGUGUAAAUAGAUUCGUACGUUUCGCGAUUGUUUCACAAUUGUUGUACGCAUUUAAUUGAGAUUUCACGCACUCGUAUGUCUGUAUCUAUUGCAAUAUGGUAUUAGUAAAUUUUCCUAUGUUCGCAUUUGUUAUCUCAAUUACAUUGCGUAUAUCACAAAGUUAUUUUAUUCCGUUCUUCUUAUCUUACAUGUUACUUGAUGUAGAUUUAUACGAAACAAGGAGAAAUUAUCUACAGUAAUCAGGUAAACGGCAGAACAUAGUUCACAAACGAGACAAAGGGGGCUCGGAAUGAAAUAAAAUGAAAUCCAGGUUGCAUUACAAGAGUAGGAAACUUGGGCCCUUUUUUUUUAACAUUCAUUGAUUUUUUUAUUUGCCUUAAUACGGAGAGAUAUAGAAAAACAUACUUUGUUUGAGAAACAAACAGUUCGAUAACUUAUGAAUAUUUUGAUGAUCCGAUAAUAAUAAUUAAUAUUAAUAAUAAUAGCAAUAAUGUU
Molecule: messenger RNA, 2609 nt
Organism: Trachymyrmex septentrionalis
Lineage: Eukaryota; Metazoa; Arthropoda; Insecta; Hymenoptera; Formicidae
Product: carboxylesterase 5A-like
Exons: 5
Coding region: 1-1884 (627 amino acids)
Biological process (GO): neuron cell-cell adhesion; modulation of chemical synaptic transmission; chemical synaptic transmission
Cellular component (GO): cell surface; synapse; postsynaptic membrane
Molecular function (GO): neurexin family protein binding; signaling receptor activity
Source: RefSeq, a predicted model, not a curated record